GCCAGGCGGAAGCUGGAGGCGGGAGCGGAGCGCAGCUUCUGUGCCCCGGGCCUGCGGCCACGUUCUGAGCUGCUGCCGUGCUGCACGCUUGCCACCGUCAGCCGGUCCCGGCGCUGUGCUGCUCUCCCAUCCAGGCCUCGCUAGCGGUCUCCGCCUCCGGCGCCGAUCCCCGAUGGCCCUGUGCAACGGAGAUUCCAAGCCAGAAAAUGCUGGAGGAGACCUUAAGGAUGGCUGUUACCACUACGAAGGAGCUGUUGUCAUUCUGGAUGCUGGGGCUCAAUAUGGCAAAGUCAUUGACAGAAGAGUGCGGGAGCUUUUUGUGCAGUCGGAAAUCUUCCCCUUGGAAACACCAGCCUUUGCCAUAAAGGAACAAGGAUUUCGGGCUAUUAUCAUAUCUGGAGGACCUAAUUCUGUGUAUGCAGAGGAUGCUCCCUGGUUUGAUCCAGCAAUAUUUACCAUUGGCAAGCCUGUUCUAGGAAUUUGCUAUGGCAUGCAGAUGAUGAAUAAGGUUUUUGGAGGCACUGUGCAUAAAAAAAAUGUUAGAGAAGAUGGCGUUUUCAGCAUUAGUAUAGAUAAUACAUGCUCAUUAUUCAGGGGCCUUCAGAAGGAAGAAAUCGUUUUACUUACACAUGGAGACAGUGUAGACAAAGUAGCUGAUGGAUUCAAGGUUGUAGCACGUUCUGGGAACAUCAUAGCAGGUAUCGCUAAUGAAACUAAAAAGCUAUAUGGUGUACAGUUCCACCCCGAAGUCGGCCUUACAGAAAAUGGGAAAGUAAUUUUGAAGAAUUUCCUGUAUGAUAUAGCUGGAUGCAGUGGGACCUUUACUGUGCAGAACCGAGAAGUUGAAUGCAUUCGAGAGAUCAAAGAGAAAGUAGGCACAUCAAAAGUAUUGGUUUUACUCAGUGGUGGUGUAGAUUCAACUGUUUGUACAGCUUUGCUAAAUCGUGCUUUGAACCAAGAUCAAGUCAUUGCUGUACAUAUUGAUAAUGGCUUUAUGAGAAAACGAGAAAGUCAGUCUGUUGAAGAAGCCCUCAAAAAGCUUGGAAUUCAGGUCAAAGUGAUUAAUGCUGCUCAUUCCUUCUACAAUGGAACAACUACUCUGCCAAUCUCAGAUGAAGACAGGACCCCACGAAAAAGAAUUAGCAAAACAUUAAAUAUGACUACAAGUCCUGAGGAGAAAAGAAAAAUUAUUGGUGAUACUUUUGUUAAGAUUGCCAAUGAAGUGAUUGGAGAAAUGAGUCUGAAGCCAGAGGAGGUUUUCCUUGCCCAAGGCACUUUACGGCCUGAUCUAAUCGAAAGUGCAUCCCUUGUUGCUAGUGGCAAAGCUGAACUCAUCAAAACCCACCACAAUGACACGGAACUUAUCAGGAAGUUGAGAGAAGAGGGAAAAAUAAUAGAGCCUCUGAAAGAUUUUCAUAAAGAUGAAGUGAGGGUUUUAGGCAGAGAGCUUGACCUGCCAGAAGAAUUGGUUUCCAGGCAUCCUUUUCCAGGUCCUGGACUGGCAAUCAGAGUAAUAUGUGCUGAAGAGCCUUAUAUUUGUAAAGACUUUCCUGAAACCAACAAUAUUUUGAAAAUAGUAGCUGAUUUUUCUGCAAGUGUUAAGAAGCCUCAUACACUGUUACAGAGAGUCAAAGCCUGCACAACAGAAGAGGACCAGGAGAAGCUCAUGCAAAUUACAAGUCUUCAUUCACUGAAUGCUUUCUUGCUGCCAAUCAAGACUGUGGGUGUGCAGGGUGACUGUCGUUCUUACAGUUAUGUAUGCGGAAUCUCCAGUAAAGAUGAACCUGACUGGGAAUCUCUUAUUUUCCUUGCCAGACUUAUACCUCGAAUGUGUCAUAACAUUAACAGAGUCGUCUAUAUCUUUGGCCCACCAGUUAAAGAACCUCCUACAGAUGUUACUCCAACUUUUUUGACAACAGGGGUGCUCAGUACUUUACGCCAAGCUGAUUUUGAGGCCCAUAACAUUCUUAGGGAGUCUGGGUAUGCUGGUAAAAUCAGCCAGAUGCCAGUGAUUUUGACCCCAUUACAUUUCGAUCGAGAUCCACUUCAGAAGCAGCCUUCCUGCCAGAGAUCUGUGGUUAUUCGAACAUUUAUUACUAGUGACUUCAUGACUGGGGUGCCUGCAACACCUGGAAAGGAGAUUCCUGUGGAGGUGGUGCUAAAGAUGGUCACUGAGAUAAAGAAGAUUCCUGGAAUUUCUAGAAUUAUGUAUGACCUAACAUCAAAGCCCCCGGGAACCACUGAGUGGGAGUAAUAAAUGUGUUAUUAUUGAAGAACUGUGUGCAGUUGAGGCUCAUUAGAAACCACUUUUUAAUGACAUGCAAUACUGUGAAAAAUGUUACUAAAGCAGCUAAUUCAUAUCUGAGUUCUCAUAGCAGCAGCACACGGUGUAAGUGCAGAGCUGAGGAUCGUUAGAAGGGAAUGAAGCAUUAGUAUGUGUGGCUGAAUAAGGCACCAUUGCCCACAUGCAGACAGAUUGCUUUUGCUUUUGCCUCACUUAUUAUGUAUGAGUCCUUGAUGUCUGUCUGUGAUGACGGGUGACUGUGGCUUCUGUCUGCUUGCCUAUGUCUAGGAACUGUUAGAAACAAAACACCCUUUAAUUACCAGUAUGACUCACUAUGUGUGCUUUUUGGAGAAUCUGAAUUUUCCUGUAAGUAAUUUAUUUCUCCAAAGGUGGAGGAAGACCUAUUCAUGCCAUAGAAAGGUAGAAGAAAGCUGUUUAGACAUUUUUUGGCAGGAUACUAGAGAAGUAAAAUAUAAGAUACUUCAAAGAUGUAAAAUACCAGGAAUUUUUUAUUGAAGUACUUAAUUUUAUGAAGACACAACUAUGGCAGAACUGAGUGCUGUCAUUCUUUUGAGCUUGUUUCACACCGAUGCCAUGCUUUUUUCACUGUCAUCUUGUUACUGUAAACAAGGAGCUUUAUCGUCCCUACAGCUCUGUGCAGAGUUCUUACUCUCUCUCCAAGGCUGUCUCAGAUACUCCCUCUCCAAAACAGGCUGUCUCAGAAAAGGUUAAGGUGGGAACUCAUUAUUUAUGUUUGCCUGGUCAGAGGACUAGGUCACAGAAGCCAUUACACAUGCCCAGAGCCUACAAGUGGGAAAGGAAAUGUUUCUGUCCCUUAGGAAAGGGCUAUAAAAGGACACCGUAGGUCUGUAGAUAGGCUUAUCACUCCUUUCUUAGAAGUCUCGACGGAUACAAGGUAUUUGCCAAGACCCUUUCUCCUAACUUCUGGAGGUUUAAGACCAGGACUUGAUGCCAUUGACUGCAGUUCCUCAGGUUCUUUAUGACAGUCACACAAGCCUGAGGAAGCGGGCACCAAAAAGUUUAAUUCUAAGACGUACGACCACGUUUUUCUCGCCUGCUUUUACCUUAACUUGCAGUCUGUUGCCUAGUUGAGACGAAUUUUUUUUCUGUUAUUCAAGUACCAAUUUCUGUUUGGGAUUGUGUGUUAAAUGAAAACAAAACGACUUAUACUGUCUUCCUGGCUGAACCCAGAAGAAAAAAAAUCUCCCUGUAACAACAGAUACCCAUAUCUGAAACAGUAUUUUUUUUUUUUUACCAAAAGUUAAGUGCUCAUUGUUUGUGAGAAAGUUGUCUUGAUGGACUUGUAAAAGGAGUAUGUGGUAGAUUUAAGCAGAUUGAGAAUUGUGUUAUUUCUAAGUAGGAACUGACAAGUACACAGUGCUUAUUACCAAGGCGUCAGAAAAUACUUGACAUGACGAACUCUUCCUGUUCAAGCAAAACAUGUCUGUGCUGUAAACAGCAGGAACUGGGAAGAAUAUAAGGUGUUCUUACCUUGAAGUGUGUUUUGUGGCGUACAUACUGCUCACUGCCAUGCGCAGUGUCAAACUGGUCAGGUCACUGUGUACCUUUAGAAGUGCUGCUUGUUUGUAAUCUUUGCAUUCUAGAUACUGAUGGUAUAUCAAAUCUCAGAAAGAUUGGAGUUAAAGAUGUAGUGUUUUUCUAAUAUGUUAAGUGUCCAUUAUGUAGUCCUUAAUGCUGAAAAAAAAUUCUCUCCAAAACAUACCUGCACAUGAUAUAGGGGUUCAUAGAUUAUUUCCAUGUUUACUGUCUAGCUUCCUAUGAGGUCAUUUUGCCUUGUACUGUAUACUUGAUAAUGUCACAGGAGUUCAUCUGAGCCACUAAAAGAGUUACAGGAGACAAGUUCAACUUGGAAAUGGUUACCAGUGACUUUAAGAGCCAACUGCCAGAUUUUCUUAGAGGAAGUCAUCCUUCCAUUUUGUGUAUGCCAACCCUAAAACCAUCUGGCCUUAGAGGCUGUUUGCUUUUUGCUUGGGCUUCAUGCGCAGUAACAUUUAUUACUUGAUAUCCAGGGCAGUUUUGACUUACUCCGUUUGUUACUGGGGACACUUGUCUAUGUAAUUGUGUUUUGUUUCUUUGUAAGUAUUAGAAGAAGUGAGAUUAGUGAAAAAUGUAAUUUAUUUCAAAAUUGGCAGACCAGAAAAUAUUUAAAACCAAAUAAAUAAAUCAUAGACAUGUUUUAAUAGACCUAUCAGUGAUGCUCAGUUCUGCUGGAUAUAACAACAUAAUUUUUGAGGACAAGUUUUUAGAUGCAUCUUGGUGACAGAAUUAUACUGUUUUCUCCCUUACUCUUGGAGUAAAUGCAACCAUAAAUUAUAAGAGUUGAUUUCCUUACUGUGUUGGUACUUAGCUGCUGAUGGCCACUUUCAGUGGAAUAACUGAAUUCUAUUCUAUAUAGAGAAUGAGGGUAUUCAGGUAAAACAGGAAACACUUGUGUGUCUUAGGGGUUUGCCUUGCUGUUAAGUACAUGUGUGGACCUGGGCAGGUCGCCUUUGAUCUAUUUACCUCAUGUUAUGAAGUUCCAACAUCAAACCUAAUACUGAAUAUUCACUCUCAUUCUAUCUAGCUCCUUGAAACAGGGAAUAUGUAGCCCCGCCUCAAGUUCAUCUGACCCUUGCCAUCUCCCUAGUGCUGGGAUUAUAGAUUUGUACUCCGUGAGUAUGCUUGGCAAAUACUACCAAUCAAGUCACAUGCCAAAGUACAUUCUUAAUUAUAAACAAGAAAAAGCAUAGCAGGAGACAUUGGAAAAGCUGUAUAAUUUAUAUCCUUUUCUUUAAAAAUAUUAAGUGUACACAUCUCCCUCCUCCGCUGAAGAACAUACCAUCGAGAUUUGUUCAUCUGAGAUCCUUGAACAUGCUCAUUACAGAUAUGCAGGGUGAACUCUUUGCUCUGUAUUUUUGGAAGAGCUGCUAGAAUAUGUUUAGUCUUGACAGCAAAUAUGUAUGCAUAACUGUUAGCCAUUGCCAGAGCAGGAGCUGGAUUCAGGCUUCCUGUUUCUGGUUUGAAGAGGUAGGUUUUGAAGUUCUCUGUGUUCAUCGAGGAUAAAUAUGCUGUACCAGAGUUGUUUCUUACGGGACUUCUGGAGGCCCCAUUGCCUUCCAGAAAUGGUACCAACAUUCUCAGUCCCAUUGUUCUGACUCUGCUUUUACACUGCUCUGCCGCAUGAUGUCCCCCUCUAUCUCUGAGAAUCCGCAGAGUGAUGUUGGAAGGCAAGCCUUCAUUCUUAGCCCAGUGGUGGAUAUUCCUUUAAUUGACCCAAGUCUGGAUUUAACUGGAAACUGAUAUAGGUUAAAUGUUUUUUACUUCAGAAUUCCCUCUUGUCUCUAUUGAAGUAGCUGUUCCAGAUGGCAGAGGAAAACUAUCUUUUACUACAUCAGGUCUUCAUAGCAGCAGUAGCUUUUGCUGCGGCUGCAUUUCCGUUUUUCCUGGUGGGGGGAUAUAAUUGGGAUUCCAUCCUAGGUCAUACUGUAUUAUGUUCCCAGCCAAGCUCUAGCAUUUAUGAACAUUUAACAGCCAGAUGAGUUCCCAAAUUAUAAAGAUGUCACCUUUCAACAGUAGACAUGCUGUAUAUAUGGAAGAAUAAUAUCCCAUGGAAACCUUCACCUCUUCAGUUGGAUCCCAACCUUGGUUGCUUUCUCCUGAGGAAUUAAAAAAAACAACUCAGAUGUGACUAAAUUAGUGUGUUGUGGGGGCUGCCCUAGCACUUGCAGUUUUAAGUUUCUCAGCAGGAAGAAAUUAUAAUUAAGGGAUAUACCUGGCCUCUUGUUAGAAUUAAAGUCUUAGUCAAACAGGUGAGGAACAUAAACUGGAGAGUCUUGCUGAGAUCCUCAUUAUAAGUUCAGACCCUGGGACCAGAUUUUUGGAUCCAUUUAUGCUCCACAGAAGGUACACAUACCAGCCCAUGUAGGGAAUCUGUAGGACAAUUAACAUUGCUCCCCAUGUUGAGAUCAUUAUAGCCACAUGGACUUAUUUCCCCCUCUUUCUUCCUACUCCUGUUUAUUCUUGAGGAGAAAUCUACACCUGUGUUGUAGCCACCUGCAGUUCUGAGAUUGCCUAGGUGAUGAGCUAAGACUGAGCUAUUUCUACACCAACUGAAGAAACUUCACGAGCUGUGCCAUUUUGUUAUUAGCUAUUGAAACUAGAGAUAACUUCUCAACUAGAGUCAUUUAACAGCACCCUUGUAAUUUACCUACUAAGGCCUUUGUUUCUUUGAGCCUGUGGCAGCUUUGGGCCUUUUUUAGAGUUAGUAAAGUCACUUUAGGGAGGCUGAUUGCUUCUUUCAUGUGCUACAUUCAGAAACACUAAAAUAAGGAUUGUUGAGAAAUCUAAACCUAGUAAUCUAGUGGAAUCACAUGCCGUUGAACAUUUAAGUAAGUUCUGUCUUUACAUCGCCUAUGGCUAUUACAGCCUUGACAUUUAAAUAAAAUAAGUGUAAACAUUCUCUGAACAUACUUUUUAUAAAGCACUACUUUGUUAAGUGAAAUGAGUAGUUAGAUUUUGUGAAUUGUGUAUUUGUUAGUGACAUGCUGCCAUGUCUUUUAUGUUGCAAUAAUAUUUGACUGUAAAAUCGCUUUGCUAAAUUAACAUGAAAUGACUAAAAUCUGUCUUCAGUAAACAUAAUGGAAGAAAUUAUUUCAUAAAUUGUCAUUAAAUCUUGGUGCUUAUCAAAAAGGGAAGCAAGAGCAAAAAGGACAGGAUAUGUUCAGAUUCUUGAGAAACUGCAUAUAUUAUCAGGGGUCCUGGACAAUAAGCUUAGUGAACUUCCCUUAGGUGUGUCCAGUGUUAACAGUGGACAUGAAUCUUCGCAUUGCUUUUUAGUAAAUGAUCAGCUAAAUCUAUGUAUAUGCAUGUAUGCUUCUAAAAUUAGCCACAAGCAUGAUGUUCUGAAUAUUCAUAUUAUGUAAGUAUUCAGCUUUUUUCCUUACUAAUUGGUUGUAUUUUUUAGUGCUGUGAGUUUUGCCUGAUGCGCAAGCAUUCAUCCACAUUCAUACUGGGUUCAUUACUUUGGCACAGUGUUAAGAAGAGUAAAGCCAUCUCCUGUUAGAAAAGACUAGAGGAAACCAUGAGCAGAGACACAGUAUUUAUUGACAACCAUGAGUGCCGCCUUGUUAGUGCUCAAAUCAGUGACUUGGGAUGGCCUUCUGCUAACUCAGAAAACAAAUUUAACUUUCUUUUUAACUUUUUUUUUUUUUUUUUUUUUUACUAUUUUACCACAGCUUAAAGUGAAAAAUGUUUUUGAGUUUGAAUUUGAAGAGUUUAUAAAUCAAAGCUGCUCUUCUCCAUAAAAAAUACUGUUUAACAUGGGGCAAGUUUUGUUGCUGUUGUUCAUUGCUUAAGUUAUUUUUGACUUAUAUUAAAGAGUUUAUGUAGAUUAAAUCCUAAGAAGGGAAGCUAGGGAUCCUUCUCUAAACUUGAUCUUAAGUUAAAUCCUUAGUAAUUUUGUCUUUAAAUUAGAGUACUUUGCCUGCAUUACUGUUCUUUUAGACAACACAUCACUGCCAAAUGUACAAAUUUUUUUUUAAAUUAAAUAGUGUUAGUGAAAAACAUUUUAAAAUUCCCACUUCACGUGCCUAUGUGAAGUAGUAGAAAACACAAGAGCCCUUUGUCAAGAUGUCUUUGUGUAAUUGCAUUAUAAUGGCUGUCAUUUUACUCUAAGAAAAAUGUUUGUGAAAUAAAGUAUUGCAAAGUGCGAGAGA
Messenger RNA from Psammomys obesus (fat sand rat), 8019 nucleotides. It is a transcript of the gene Gmps, whose product is annotated as guanine monophosphate synthase. Lineage: Eukaryota; Metazoa; Chordata; Mammalia; Rodentia; Muridae. Gene Ontology annotation, cellular component: cytosol. The record is from RefSeq and is a predicted model, not a curated record. Gene Ontology annotation, biological process: GMP biosynthetic process. The transcript is spliced from 16 exons. Gene Ontology annotation, molecular function: GMP synthase (glutamine-hydrolyzing) activity; ATP binding; GMP synthase activity. Bases 173 to 2254 code for a protein of 693 amino acids.